Molecule: messenger RNA, 3404 nt
Organism: Adelges cooleyi (spruce gall adelgid)
Lineage: Eukaryota; Metazoa; Arthropoda; Insecta; Hemiptera; Adelgidae
Product: hydroxymethylglutaryl-CoA synthase 1
Exons: 2
Coding region: 1233-2576 (447 amino acids)
Biological process (GO): acetyl-CoA metabolic process
Molecular function (GO): hydroxymethylglutaryl-CoA synthase activity
Source: RefSeq, a predicted model, not a curated record
UUUCGAAUAUAUCUGAAAAUAUUUAAAUGUAUUGUUGUAAGUUUUCUUUAAAACAAUUUACUCAGCUUCAUUGUGUCACUCAUACGAAAUACUUUUGAAAAGUUCCUCGAUUGUGAUUGGUUCCACAUUAAGUAAAACAAUAUGACAAAAGACAAAGAUGUUCGAUAAAAUGAUUUUGACCAAGUUAUAAUAAACCUUAAAAAAAUUGUAAAAUUUAAUGUCCUAUAACUUUUAUACUGGAAAAAACCCGUGUGAACAUUUAGAAAAAGUUGUGAUCGUAAUUUUUUAAAAAUCCAGUGAAAACCAUGUGGCAAUUUGUGUAUAACGAUCGCUUCACUGUUGUUGAUUGAAAAACUGUGAAUACAUGUUUUAUUUGGGUGGAAAUAAGUAAGGUGUACGUAGAAAUAUAACUGUUUUUUUACUGAUUAAAGCAAGUCGGUUGUUGUUAGAUAAUACAUUUAUUAUAUUUAAAAAAAUGUAGGCGUCUGAGUUUAUCUACGGGAUGUUGAGUAUAAAGGUUAAUAAUUAAUCAAUAAAUUAUAACUAACAUUAGUUUAUUACUAAAAUUCAAAUAGUUACUUAUGUAAGUUGUGUUUUAAAGUCCAUACUGCCUAAUGAUAAGAUUUCAUUACAUAACCAAUCUGGUUGCUUGGGUUCUCGAGUCUUCAAUAUAAAUAUUUUUUGUAAAUAACUGCAAAAGGUGGACGUCAAACUUACAGAGAAUUAUACAUGUAUAUACAGAUAAAAUGUUAUCAAGUGAAAGUAUUUGUAAACAUGUAUGUAGAUUAAAUUACCAAUUGUUCAAAAAAUGAAUAGCGGAAACUCUAGAUUGCAAUUUAACUAUCAGAUUGUGUUAUCUGUUUUAUGUGUGCGCAUAAAGUAUUAUUUUAAAACUAUUGCUUGCCAAUAAAUAUUUACAAAUUGCUAAUAACACAUUAUUUGCCAAGAAAACCUAUUGUUUCUACAUCAGUAUCUUAGUAUUGGUUAAGAUAGGUUCAUAACUAUUUUUUAUGAGAAUUGUUGGAAUUUAAAUACUUAAGAAUCGAAGGCAUAUUUGAUAUAAUAACUUAAGAAUAAUUACAGUUAUUUAGAAAUAAGUAGGUAGUCAAAUUAUUUAAAUACUCGAAAUGUAAAAAGUAAAGUGAAGUACUUCACCACAUUCAUACAAAUCAAAAUCAAUAAAACGUGCAAGUAAAUUAAGGUCAAUAGAAACGAUACCCAUUCGAAUAACCAUGGACCGGUGGCCAAAAGACGUGGGCAUUCGCGCUAUUCAUUUCGUCGUACCGUCGUUGUACGUAGACCAAACCGAUCUGGAACGUUACGACCAGGCGGCCGAGGGUAAAUACACUAUCGGUCUGGGACAAAAGCAAAUGGGGUUUUGCACGGACUUGGAGGAUAUCAACUCGCUGUGCUUGACGGCCGUCAGCCAACUGGUCGAAAACAACGGUAUCGAUUACACGGACAUCGGCCGCUUAGAAGUGGGCACCGAGACGAUAAUCGACAAGUCGAAAAGCGUCAAGUCGGUACUGAUGAAACUGUUUCAGCCCAGUGGCAACUUCCAAGUAGAAGGUAUCGACACGACCAACGCCUGUUACGGCGGCACAGCAGCGCUGUUUAACGCUCUAUCGUGGAUCGAAUCCAGCGCCUGGGACGGCCGGUUGGCCAUCGUGGUGGCCGCCGACAUCGCCGUGUACGCCAAGGGUAACGCUCGGCCCACCGGUGGCGCAGGAGCCGUUGCCAUGCUUGUCGGACCCGACGCGCCGUUGGUAAUCGAAAGGGGACUUAGGGGUUCGUAUAUGAAUCACGCGUACGAUUUCUUCAAGCCAGACCUCACUUCAGAGUAUCCGGUCGUCGAUGGUAAACUGUCCAUCCAGUGUUACCUGAACGCUCUCGACCAGUGUUACAAGUCCUACAGGAGUAAAUGCGGCAAAAAGUGUAACUUAAACGAAUUCGACUCGUUCGUGUUUCACACGCCGUAUUGUAAACUGGUUCAGAAGUCGUUGGCCCGGCUGUACUUGAACGAUUUCGUCAACAGCGACAGUAAGUCUGAAGACUAUCCCGGGCUGGAACGGUUCCAAGACAUCAGUUUGCCCGAUACCUACUUCGACCGGGACGUGGAAAAGGCGUUCAUGGAACGAAGCAAAGACACGUUCGAACGCAUGACGAAACCGUCGCUGUUGCUGGCGUCGCGCGUCGGCAACAUGUACACGCCGUCCGUGUACGGCGGUUUAGCGUCUUACCUGGUCUCCCUGUCCGUAGAUCAGCUGCCCGAUAAGAAAAUCGGAGUGUUCUCUUACGGGUCGGGCCUGGCGUCGUCGAUGUACUCCAUUCGGGUGUCCGGCAACGACGGAUUACCGGCGCUCAUUAGCAACCUCAAGAAGAGUUUCGACAAUCUGGAACGACGAUUGCGCGUGUCACCCGAGAAUUUUACCGAGGUUUUGGAAAUAAGACAGAAAGCGCUGCACCAGGCACCUUACGUGCCCAUCGGCAAUAAGAGUGACCUGUUCCCAGGCACGUGGUACUUGUCUAGCGUCGACGAAAUGCACAGGAGGUACUACGAGAGAAAAGAAUCGUGAUACUUGCACGGCGAUUAUUAAAUACAAAAAGAAUUAAGAAUAACAUCUUUCUAUUUUUUAGUCAUUAUAGGAACGUUUUUUUUUCUAUGCUCACCACAGUUAUUACCUUCUAUUUCGGUUUUCUUAGUUAUUUCUUUCGGUAUUAGUAUAACCUAUUUAAAAUAAUAAUGUAUUCUUAACUUUUCCGUAGUGCAAAUUCUAGUGCGUAUAUAAAUAUUAUAUUUUGUUGUAUAGUUUUUUCUUAUAAAAGAUUAUUUUUGCCAGUAGUUAAUUAUAUUAUUUUUGUAUAAUAAUAAAAACAAUUACGAGUAUUUUUAAGUAUAAUAUAUAUAUAUUGUUUAAAUUUAUUAUAAACGGUGUGGGUUUUUGACAAAAAUAUUUUGUAAUUUAAUUUUUUUUAACGGCUUUAUUGUUAAACAAUAAUCGCAAAACAUAAUUUACUGUGGUGGUUUUGUAAUAACAUUAUUAUUGAACCAGCAUCGGUUGUUUUGAAUAAACUAUAAAAUAAUUACCAAAUAAAGUCUUCAACCGUUAUAUUUUGGUGUACUCUUAUAAAUUAAAAAAUUUAAGAACCAUAAUAUAUAUCUGUAAAAUGGAGUAAAAAAUAAUACAAAUUGUUGUAGGGUAGUAAAGAUUUGUUCACUUGAAGAUUCGCAAAUAUGUUUUUGUUCCCUUAGGAAUUUACUAUAUUUGUAGUUCGAUUAUUAAUCAAGUUAAAGUAGGUAGUCAUUCUAACCUACAGUGUAUUUUUGUGUGUUACACACUAUAUUAUCAGGGCUGUGUUCUAAAUUCAUAUAAGCAAAUGGUUCACAUAUUCGGAUCCGAAUA